This is a messenger RNA of Peronospora matthiolae, 1956 nucleotides long. NCBI's taxonomy places the organism in Eukaryota, Oomycota, Peronosporomycetes, Peronosporales, Peronosporaceae. The record is from the annotation of a GenBank genome assembly.
AUGGCGUCCAUUCGUCUCAAAUCGAGUGUCCUGGACGGUGUCAAGGUUGGAAUCGAAGAGUUCAUCGACAACCGCAACGAUCGAUUGGUUGUACGCGGCUGCAUCAAGACAAAGCCUGAUGACUUCAUCGUGCGCGAGAUCAGUGCAGAUGGUGAAGUGGUGGAGUUGAACGAGGAGAGCAAUUGCUUGGCGUUAGAAAGCGAGCGCACCGCGAUCUUGAAGAAGCUCGAAGCAGGACAGCAGAAGGCGAAGAAGGAAAGACUGGAGUUCGAUGACCCCGUGGAUGGUUGGCCAGCAGCUUUAAUGGAGCUGGUUGGCGCUGCUGGAUUCCAAGAGGUUGAAAGCGUGGCAACGAGGAAGACUGAAGAGUUCCUUGUUGCAUCACCCGUGACGAUGAAAGAGCGGGCGUUCCUCCAAGUCUGUAUCCAGAAAUGCUUUCCAGCGCUGGACUGUAAAAUGUGUCCGGUGUUAGACAUUGAAGGGCAAGUAGUGCAGCAGAUGCGAGUGGUAUUGGAUCCUGUGUACAGGAAACUACAAGACGGAGGAAUGGCGCAAGAGAAUUGCGAUCGUCUCCUCACCUUUCUUCGUAAAGGAGCUAGUGACCAGACGAUUGUAAAAGGUCUUGAGCUUGAGCACGAGGACACGAAAGAAGCUCGAACUGCGCUGCAUCGGUUGAUUGCCAAGAGCUCUUCGUGCUUCAGGACAAAGACCGAAGCUCGAAACAACGUACAGCGCUUGGUUGUGUACUUCCAACCGAACAAACGCAAUCAAAAGCGAAAGCGCUCCCAGCCGCAGGUGUAUCUUCGUUUCGUGCUUCAGAAGACCAACUUGGAGCACUUCUCGGCUUUCGAGAAGCUGGCUCGCAGAGUUCGCCACCCGCUGUCAGCGUUUUCUUACGCUGGUACGAAAGACAAGACAGCUAUCACAUUCCAGCACGUCGCGGUCAGUGGAGUCGACCCCGAUCAGCUCUUGAAUGUCAACACUACGGAAGAUAAUGCCAUGGCGGGACUUCGAGUAGGGAAUCUCAAAUACGUGGAAACUCCAAUCGCUCUGGGCGGGUCGAAUGGAAACAGGUUCUCGAUUGUAGUCUGGAGUCUUUCGUCCGACACGCACUGCCCUGCAGAGAUGAUCCGAUCGACACUCGAGUCUACACUGGAGACCAUCGAGCGUCAUGGCUUUGCCAACUACUUUGGUUUCCAGCGUGUUGGGCUCCCAACGAACACGGUGAGAGCUCACCACAUUGGUGAGAAAAUGGUUGCCAGCAAAUGGGAAGAAGCUUUGCGGCUGAUGCUGGCGGUCAGACCUGCGGAAUCGGAGGAUGCAGCAAAAGCCAAGCAGCACUACCUUGAGUCGGGCGACAUUGAAGCCGCUCUUAAGCUUAUGCCACUCGGCAUGUCGGUUGAACGGCAAGUCCUUCAGGGACUGAAGCGGUUCGGAAGUGACGCGUUCGAGCAAGCGGUCCAGAGCAUCCCGUUUUCGCGCCGCAUGAUGUACAUGCAUGCGUAUCAGAGUUACAUCUUCAAUCGGGUGGCGUCGUUCCGGUUGCGUCACUACGGGACCAAGGUUGUGGAAGGUGAUCUGGUCCAGUGUGACGCUCAGCACGGAAAAGCAGUGAAGACCAUCACUGCCAAAGAGGCGACUGAGCUGAACAAGACUCGCCAGUCUGCGAUAGGACUCGUUGUUUUACCGCUUGCUGGGACAAACGUCGUGCUUCCUUCAAACACGACAAAAGACGUAUACGUCAAGAUAAUGGAGCAAGACGACACGAAAGAUGCUCUCCUCGAGUCCGGACCCGUAAAAGGUGCGUAUCGACCUCUAGUCGCGUACCCACAUGACUUGGAGUGGACUUGGCAUCAGGACGACGACGAAUCGCUCUCACUGCAGAUCUCAUUCUCCCUUGACAGUGGCUCCUUUGCCACCAUGUGCUUACGCGAGGUGCUUCAUUCGGACAUUUAG